Molecule: messenger RNA, 2697 nt
Organism: Mytilus trossulus (common blue mussel)
Lineage: Eukaryota; Metazoa; Mollusca; Bivalvia; Mytilida; Mytilidae
Product: L-tyrosine decarboxylase-like
Exons: 10
Coding region: 1-2697 (898 amino acids)
Biological process (GO): carboxylic acid metabolic process
Molecular function (GO): carboxy-lyase activity; pyridoxal phosphate binding
Source: RefSeq, a predicted model, not a curated record
AUGUCUGCAUGGUUUCUUGGGCCAAAAUUAGAAAAUAUCGACAUACUGCAAAAUUUAACUGCAUAUUCGUUUUCUGAAACCGCUAACUUGCGACAAAGUUUAUUUCCAUUAGAUCGAAGCUGUAUAACAGAAGACGUCCGGCAAAGUGAAGUGCAUACACAUCAUAUUAAGAAGUUAGAAAAAGAAUUAAGGAAAAUAUGCCAGAAUUUACAAAAAUCUCCAAAUUUUGCGAGCACAAGAGUUGUGGGCCUUCCAUGUAGCGAUACAACAUUAUCUGGAACACUUGGGUACUUAGCAAAUAUACUUUAUAAUUCCAAUAACAUUGACUGUGCUGGUGGCCCUGUAACCACUGCCAUGGAAGUUGAAGUUGGAGAACAGCUAUGUGAAAUGAUUGGAUAUGAGAUGUACAGUACAAAUAAACCAUGGGUUCACAUUACUUGUGGAGGUACAAUAGGUAACAUCGAAGCUCUGUGGGCGGCACAAAAUAUAAAGUUUUUUCCUCUUGUUGUUCAAAAAGUUAUGGCCGAGAAUCCUGGACUGAUAAGUUUUCCUGAUGAAGAGAUGUAUGCUACAGAGAAGGUUUCUUUCCAAAAUAUAACGGAACUUUCUAUUUGGAAUGUUAUCAACAUCAAUAUUGAUUGUAUUGUCGACAUGGCAAAAUAUAUUGGCAAUCACAUGAACGGUGAGAAAAUUAACAAAAUGAUAGACAAGUAUUCAUUAUCAUCUCUUGGAUGGUUCAACUUCAUGAAGAUGUAUAAGCUAGAACAAGCACCAGUUGUUAUAUGUUCUGCAGCGUGUCAUUACUCACUGCUGAAGGCCAUGGUUCUGCUUAGUUUAGGGAAAGACCAACUCAUACAAGUACCAACAGAUGAAAAUGGCCGUUUAAACGCACAAGAGUUGGAUAAAAUACUUUUUGAUUGCGUGGAACGGAAAAUCCCUGUGAUAUCUGUUGUGUCUAUACAAGGAUCGACCGAAUUUGGUGCUGUGGAUCCACUUGAAGAUAUAAUCAUUCUGAGAGAAAAAUAUAUGAAACAGGGAUUGUAUUUUUCCGUCCAUGUUGAUGCAGCAUUUGGUGGAUAUUUUUCAUGCAUCCUUCGAGAAAAUACUGAUUUGAGAUAUAUUCAAGAUAAUCCCAUAGAGAAAUGGUGUGAUUCAAUGCUGAGUAACUAUACGAGAAAUCAACUAAAUGUUCUAAAGAUGGCCGACUCGGUAACUAUAGAUCCACAUAAAUAUGGUUUCGUGCCUUUAUCAGCAGGUGCAAUUUGUUAUAGGAAUGGUCUCAUGAAACAUUUUGUAAAGCUAAAAGCAUCUUACAUUGAUCAUGGAUUUAACGAAAGUAUGGGCAUAUAUGGUAUCGAAGGUUCAAGACAAAGUGCAGCAGUAGUUAGUGUAUUGCUAUCACAUAACGUAAUUGGAUUGAAUAAAUGCGGAUAUGGAAUAAUUUUAGAACACUGUCUGUUAAGUUCUAAACUUAUGUAUUGUAAUUGGUUGACGAUUGCCAAAGACGAGGACAAUUUUGUGUGCUUUCCUGUCACGCCACUACCAAAGGGGACAUCAUUGGAGUAUGCCAAAACUUUUAUUAAGCAGUUCAUCACUGGCAAAUCAUUUGAGGAUAUAACACAGACCAAAAAUACCUUAGAAUUCCUCAAAGGUAUAGGAUCAGACACAGUAAUGACUCCUUUUCUAGUGAACUUUAAAACAGGAGAUGUUUUAAAUGAUGACAUUGAAAAAUGCAACAAACUAAAUGUUGAAAUUCAUCGUCGACUAUCAUUAGUAAAUACCAGACAAAAUAAUAAGAGAAAACCAUUAUCUGUUCUACGUUCAGCGAUGUCUGAGGACACCAAUCCAAUAGUUUACGCAUAUAUUAAGGAUAUGCUAGGUCUGAAAGGGUCUGGAGGAAUUGAUUACUUGUUAAACUUUGCAAAGAAUCCUUGGAUGGUCUACAACAAUCAAGUAGAGAUUAAUGGAUCCAUAUUUAGACAGAUAGUUCUAGAUACCAUUGGCCUGAUUACAGAUAAACCCUCGUUUCAUCUGUUUUUGGUGGCAGGCACAAUGUUUGAAAACACAUUUUUCUGUGAAUAUAUAACAAAUCUUCAAAUACCAGAUCAUCAGUAUCAAGCCAUUGUUAAAUUCCAGUUUGUUAAUGCACAAGAUGCUGAAAAGUACCAAGCAAAAAUCAAAGAUAAGGCAAGCAAGCACAACAGAAAUAAUCACUUAUUUAUGCAGAUUGAUGCACCAAUGGUUCUAGGAGAAAUUUUAGAAUCAUCACCGGACGUGGUUCGUACUGUAAGCUUUUAUGAUGAUCUACCACCGACAAACAUGUGUCCAUUUAUGUCAUCAGUCAAGGUUAAAGUUGACGAUAUUCCAUUAUUCAGACAUGUUGAUAUGGUUUAUACAGAUGGUACCAUGGUAGAUGAUUAUUUUCUUUAUGGAGAUCAACACAGGAUUCACAUGUCAAGAAAGAUUUCGAAAUUGUCAAAGAGUCUUCAAAUUGCAGUUCUGUUAGAAAAGCCUUCAGAUUUACCUCUUCAUUGGAUAGAACAAGGUAUGGACGUAUCACUUGAAAACAACAAUAGACCACGUGAACCUUUUAGUCAGGCACAGUUCGCCAUUCAAUAUUCUGGACCUGAUGGGAAUAUCUUCAAACAGACAGUCCAGAUCGAUCCUGUAUACGGACUAAUUGAUUUGGCUGUUUAA